Molecule: messenger RNA, 9536 nt
Organism: [Torrubiella] hemipterigena
Lineage: Eukaryota; Fungi; Ascomycota; Sordariomycetes; Hypocreales; Clavicipitaceae
Source: the annotation of a GenBank genome assembly
AUGGCUCCCUUUAUUAGUGGAGAAGCUACUCAAAAGCACUCAUCCUCAUCCCCAUUGCUCUCUGUUGAUCGACUUGAUGACUCAACCACCCUUUACGAGCAAGCCAGUCAAUACUUUGGCAUUGGCCGUGAGGAAAUCGAGGCCAUUUUGCCAUGUACACCUUUCCAAUGCGAUAUUGUGGACUGUGCUGCCAAAGACAAGGCACUCUCCAUUGGCCAUGUCUCUUACAGGAUUCCCCAGGACGUCGAUAUCGACCUUUUGGCUGCUGCUUGGAAGGAGACCGUGCGCCAGAGUCCAGCCUUGAGAACCAGCAUCUUCCAGUCCCAAGAAGGAGCCGCUUUCCAAGUUGUACUGAGACAGAGCUUUGUCUUUUCCCGUCUUUAUUUGACCUCUGUUGAUCUUCUGCACUCAGUUGUCCAAGAUGAGACUGCUGCGGCGGCAUCUGGCUCACGCUGCAAUCGAUUUGCCCUUCUCGAUGAUGCAGACGCACGAGAGCGGCUUCUCAUUUGGACCUUCAGCCACUCUUUGGUGGACGCAGCGCUUCGGAAACACACCUUAGCUCGCGUCCUCAUGACAUGCAAGGAAAAGCAGGAUGAACUCAUUGCUGCUCCUGACACGCCAGAUCCCUCUGAAGAAGCCAAAAGCGACCGAAGCCUCCCUUCGGACUCAUUCGACCUACCAAAGGCUCCCACGUCGAAGGAUAUGGAGCAUGCUGCGCAGUUUUGGAAGCAACGCCUUGGUGGCCUAAAUGCUUCUUCCUUCCCAUCCCUACCCAACCAGUUGGCAUCGCCAAGUCCCCGUGCAUACUCCCAGCAUUGUAUCUCCUUUCUGGCUGCUGAUGCAGCACAGCGAGGUUAUUCGGCCACAACUCUAUGCCGAUCAGCACUUGCUAUUCUCUUAUCCCAUUAUUCUCAUUCCCCUGAAGCACUCUUCGGCGUUGUUGUGGAGGGACAUGGCUCGGGACGAGCAGUGGUGCCCAUGCGCGUCCAUUGCGCGUCCGACCUGCUCGUGUCUGAUUUCAUCACAAAACUUCAUGCCGAUGAUGAAGCCAUGCGCAAGAUCCCCAAUGUCGGUCUUCGUGCCAUUAGCAAUAUAGGAGACGAUGGUUCUACUGCCUGCGGAUUCCAAACCGUGUUACGAAUCACCAAUGAUUCGGAUAGUGUUGAAAGUGAUGAGAUUCACCAACUUGUACAAGAGCCAGAAGAGUUUGUGCCGUGUGCAAAUCGAGCCCUCCUACUUAGCUGCCGGGUCGUCUCUACAGGCGCAUCAUUAACGGCAAGAUACGACGAGGGUGUCAUUAGCUCAAACCAAGUUGCGCGUCUACUACGACAAUUCGGAGGCUUGAUUCGACAGUUGCAAAGCUCAUCUGACAGUGAACUCCGUCUAGGCCAACUUGAUAUGGCGACAACUGACGACAAAGAAGAGAUACAAGGCUGGAAUUCAGAGCCUCUGGUCGCAAAGGAUACUCUUCUCCAUACAGAGUUGCUGAGAACAGCACUUUCUUCCCCAAACCAGCCUGCCAUUUCUGCAUGGGAUGGAGACUGGACAUAUGCUGAGCUAGACAAUGUAUCUACACAACUAGCUGAACAUCUUGAAUCUGUCGACUUUGGCAAAGAACAGGCUAUUGUGCCUCUCUACUUUGAAAAGUCAAAAUGGGUUGUCGCUUCAAUGCUUGCCGUGCUGAAAGCUGGCCAUGCAUUUACACUUAUUGAUCCGAAGGACCCUCCUGGUAGAGUGUCUCAAGUGGUUGAACAAAGUCGUGCUGCGGUUGCGCUAACUUCCAAACUUCACCACAACACAGUGCAAGGGCUGGUUGGUCGUGGCAUCGUUGUAGAUGAUGAUCUUGUUACAUCGAAAUCUAGUGGUCAAGAGCCGCGUGUCAAAUCUGCUCCAAAAUCAAACGAUUUGUCAUAUGUCAUAUUUACUUCUGGCAGUACAGGAACGCCCAAAGGUAUCAUGAUUGAGCAUCACGCAUUCGCUUCUUGUGCCACAAAGUUUGGUCCUGCACUGGGCAUCACAAACACCACGCGUGCGCUUCAAUUUGGCUCUCAUGCGUUUGGAGCGUGUCUUCUAGAAGUCAUGACAACUCUUAUUCAUGGUGGCUGCGUCUGUAUUCCGUCAGACGAUGAUCGCAUGAACGACGUCCCAGGCUUCAUCAACAGGUUCAGUGUGAACUGGGUAAUGGCAACGCCAUCUUACAUGGGAACGUUCCAACCCGAUGACGUUCCCGGCUUGCAAACCUUGGUGUUAGUAGGAGAGCAAAUGUUACAAUCUGUGAACAACAUAUGGGCUCCUCGACUCAACCUGCUGAACGGCUAUGGCCAGAGUGAGAGUUCUUCUCUGUGCUCGGUUGCUAGUAUCCAGCCCAAUGCCACAGAACCAAACAACAUUGGCCGUAUGGUCGGUGCCCACGCCUGGAUCGUUGAUCCUAAUAAUUCCAAACAACUGGCCGCAAUCGGUGCCGUUGGAGAGCUGGUGAUAGAAAGUCCUGGCAUCGCCCGCGACUAUAUCAUUCCUCUGCUGCAGGAUCAGUCACCAUUCAUUGCAUUAACGCCAGCUUGGUAUCCUCAGAAACAGCUUCCUAGAGGUUCUAGGCUGUAUAAAACGGGCGAUUUUGCGCGGUACGCCUCUGAUGGCACCGUUGUAUGUCUCGGACGCAUGGACUCGCAAGUCAAGAUCCGCGGGCAGCGUGUCGAGAUGGGUGCUGUGGAAACCUGCCUGCGACAGCAACUACCCAAAAAUGUUACAGUUGUAGCAGAGGCAAUUACAAGAUCAGAUUCAUCACACAGCAAAGUCUUGGCUGCGUUCUUGAUAGGAUCUGUGCCAGGAACAAAGGACACUAAACACUCCCAUAUCUUGAGUGCGGAUGCAACAAAUGGAAUAAACACCAAGUUGCAACAGGUUCUUCCUCCGUUCUCCGUUCCCGUGUGCUAUAUUUCAAUGCAAGACCUUCCUCGCACUGCUACUGGCAAGGUAGACCGAAGACGUCUUCGAUCUCUUGGUGCCGAGAUCUUAAGUCAACAGACCCACGAGACAGAGGCACAAUCGACCCAAACCUCCACUGAAAUCCCAACUGAUAUCUAUGGCAAGCUGGAAAAGAUAUGGUUUCAAAGUCUCAAGACAGAACCAAACCCUUCCAACAAAGGAGCAAGCUUCUUUGAGAUGGGUGGCGAUUCCAUUACAGCCAUCAAAAUGGUAAAUAUGGCAAGGUCGGCUGGGAUCAAUCUCAAGGUGUCUGAUAUUCUUCGCAAUUCUACCCUUACUAGUCUUGCGGCCAUUAUCACAGGCAGCUCGGGGCCGCUUACCACUAUCCCAAAGUUGGCUCAGACCGGACCUGUGGAGCAGUCUUAUGCUCAAGGUCGCCUAUGGUUUUUAGACCAGUUGGAGAUUGGUGCUUCGUGGUAUCUCAUUCCAUAUGCCGUCCGCAUGCGAGGUUCCGUGGAUGUCCGCGCACUAACGAGCGCUCUGUUGGCUCUAGAACAACGUCACGAAACCCUACGAACCACCUUUGCUAACAACGAUGGUGGGGGUGUUCAAAUUGUCCAUAAGAAGCUUGCCAAAGAACUGCGCGUGAUAGACGUAUCGGGCAGCGGAGAUGACGGGUAUCUAGAGUCCCUGCGCUCUGAACAGACUGCUCCAUUUGAUUUGACAGUGGAAGCAGGCUGGCGAGCGGCCCUUAUUCGACUGAGUGAUACAGAUCAUGUCUUAUCCAUCGUCAUGCAUCAUAUCAUCUCUGAUGGCUGGUCCAUUGAUAUACUGCGACGAGACCUUGGUCAACUUUACACUGCUGCUCUAGCGGGCGUCGACCCUCUGUCUGCCAUGAAGCCACUGCCAAUCCAGUAUGUUGACUUUUCAGUUUGGCAGAAGCAAGAAGCCCAGGCCAAGCAACAUGAGAAGCAGCUCCAAUACUGGCAGAAACAGCUUGCCGACUGCUCGCCGGCCAAAUUUCCCACCGAUUUCCCUCGACCGGCCCUUCUAUCUGGUGAUGCCGGCGUCGUGCCGGUCACAAUCGACGGUGAACUAUACCAGAAGCUGCGAUCUUUCUGUAAUACACAUCAAGUAACAUCAUUCUCUGUGUUGCUUGCUACUUUCCGGGCGGCUCACUACCGCCUUACCGGAGUGGAUGAUGCUGUCAUUGGUCGGCCCAUUGCCAAUCGAAACCGGUGGGAGCUCGAGGAUAUGAUUGGUUUCUUUGUCAAUACCCAGUGUAUGCGCAUCACUGUAGAUGACGACGACACAUUCGAAAGCUUGGUGCACCAAGUUCGGGCAACAACGACCGCGGCGUUUGAGAACGAAGAUGUACCCUUUGAGCGAGUCGUGUCCGCACUGCUUCCCGGAUCCAGAGAUUUAUCUCAAACUCCGUUAGCACAAUUAAUGUUUGCAGUUCACUCACAGAAAGAUUUGGGAAAGUUUGAACUACAAAACCUUGAAACACAACCUCUCACAAACAAGGCGUAUACUCGAUUUGAUAUCGAGUUUCACUUGUUCCAGCAGGAUGCUGCGCUCACCGGUGCCUUGAAUUUCGCCAUGGAGCUCUUUACACCUGAAAGCAUGCAAAAUGUCGUAAAUGUCUUCUUUGAGAUUCUACAUGGCGGCCUUGACCAGCCCCAGACUCCCAUCUCCCUUGUUCCGCUUACCAGUGGUAUUCCUCGCCUUGAGAAGAUGGGCCUGCUGCAAAUCAACGACGUUGAAUACCCACGAGAUUCAAACGUUGUGGACAUAUUCCGUGCUCAAGCGGCUUCUUGCCCAGACGCCAUGGCUCUGAUCGAUUCAUCGUCUCGUCUCACAUACGCUGAGCUGGACCAUCAGUCGGAUCGGCUCGCAGCAUGGCUUCGCAGACAGAAUUUGGCACCCGAGACCCUAGUCGGAGUGCUGGCACCACGAUCGUGUCAGACAAUUGUUGCCUUCUUUGGUAUUCUCAAAGCAAAUCUCGCGUAUAUCCCCCUGGAUGUACGAUCUCCGAUUGCUCGUGUCAAAGAUAUCCUCUCAACAAUAUCUGGACGUGCCAUAGUCCUUCUUGGUGAUGAUGUUGCUGUCCCCGAACUUCAGCUACCUGAGCUAGAGCUGGUGCGCAUCAGUGAGGCGCUGAAAUCGGGCAACCCGAAUGACAGUCUAUACUCCAAAGACCUAGCGCAUCCUUCAGCUACUAGUCUCGCAUAUGUCCUCUUUACUUCCGGGUCCACUGGCAAGCCAAAGGGUGUCAUGAUUGAGCACCGUGUCAUUGUGCGUCUUGUGAAGGGUAACAUUAUUCCACACUUCCCUCCACAACCAAUCAUGGCUCACAUGUACAACAUUGCAUUUGAUGGCGCAACGUAUGAGAUCUUUGGUAUGCUUCUCAACGGUGGAACCCUAGUUUGUGUUGACUACAUGACCACCCUUGACGGCAAAGCGCUUAGUGCUGUAUAUGCUCAGGAACAGAUCAAUGUUGCCAUGAUGGCACCAGCUUUACUCAAGCUGUAUCUGGUCGACGCUCGAGAUGCCCUGAAGAAUCUUGAUCUGCUCCUCGUUGCUGGAGACAGAUUUGAUCGUCAGGAUGCUAUUGAGUCACAGGCGCUUAUCCGUGGUCAGUGCUACAAUCUCUACGGCCCAACCGAAAACGGAGUAUUGAGCACAGUGUAUAAUGUUGCUCCAGAUGAUCCGUUUGUAAACGGCGUUCCUCUUGGGUGGUCCAUCAACAACUCUGGAGCUUUCAUUACCGACGCUAACCAGCAGCUUGUUGGAGCUGGCGUGAUGGGAGAGCUCGUUGUUACUGGAGAUGGCCUUGGCAGAGGCUAUACUGAUCCAGCGCUUGAUGUGAACCGUUUCAUCCAGUUUACCGUUAAAGGCAAGACUGUAAGAGCCUACCGAACCGGUGACCGCGUUCGUUAUCGUGUGAACGACGGCCUCAUAGAAUUCUUCGGGCGUAUGGACUUCCAAUUCAAGAUUCGAGGCAACCGUAUCGAAUCCGCCGAGGUCGAAGCUGCUAUCCUCAGCAAUGAAGCAGUCCGCGAUACAGCUGUUGUUGUACGCGGCGAGGAGGGCCAAGAGUUGGAAAUGGUUGGGUUUAUCGUCGCCAACGAUAACAUCUCGACGGAGAAGGAGGAAACAGACAACCAAGUUGAAGGAUGGCAAGAGCUUUUUGAUGGUGGCAUGUACUCUGAUAUCGAUACCAUCAGCCCUGAGUCCAUCGGUAACGAUUUCAAGGGCUGGACGUCCAUGUAUGAUGGAAAUGACAUCGACAAGACAGAGAUGCAAGAGUGGCUCGAUGAUACAAUGGCAACGCUUCAUGACGGUCAAUCGCCCGGCCAUGUCUUGGAAAUCGGCACCGGUAGCGGCAUGAUCCUUUUUAACCUGGGCCCUGAGCUGCAGAGCUACAUCGGUCUUGAGCCCUCUAAAUCAGCAGCCGCGUGGGUAAACGGCGCUAUCAAGGCCAUUCCAGCAUAUUCGGGGAAAGCCCAAGUUCAUGUUGGAACAGCAGCAGAUAUUGACAAACUGGGCCAAAUACGCACAAACUUGGUGGUAAUUAACUCUGUGGCACAAUAUUUCCCUACACCCGAGUAUCUGACCGAAGUUAUUGACACUCUGGUUCGCAUCCCUGGUCUGAAGCGCAUUUUCUUUGGCGAUAUGCGCUCGCAAGCUACAAACCGACAUUUCCUAGCUGCCAGAGCCAUUUUCACCUUAGGAAACAAUGCAUCCAAACAUGAUGUGCAGCAAAAGAUUGCAGAGCUGGAAGAACGCGAGGAAGAGUUUCUUGUUGAACCUGCCUACUUCACAACUCUUCAGGACCUUCGUCCCGAUUUGAUUAGGCACGUCGAAAUCAUUCCCAAGAAUAUGCAGGCCACAAACGAGCUAAGUGCAUACCGAUAUGCGGCCGUUGUUCACCUGCAUGCUUCCGACGAUGAAGCCGCACGACCUCUGCAUGACACUAAGGACGAAGACUGGAUUGACUUUGCUGCUUCUCAGAUGGACCGCGAGUCACUCCUAGCCCUUUUGAAGCUCUCGAAAGACAAACAAACCGUGUGUGUUAGCAAUAUUCCUUAUUCGAAAACUAUUUUCGAGCGACAUAUUCUUGAGUCUCUCGAGAGGGAUGGCAUGAGUGGCGAGGAAAACAACCUAGACGGCGCUGCUUGGAUCUCAUCUAUGCGCUCUGAGGCUGAAAAAUGUGCAUCACUGGCUGUCCCAGAGCUUGUAAAGCUUGCUAAACAGUCUGGAUUCUCCGUUGAAGUCAGCGCAGCUCGACAGUGGUCCCAGAGCGGUGGUCUGGAUGCUGUUUUCCACCACUAUCCUUCAUCAGAAACAGUUAGUCGAACACUAGUGCGCUUCCCUACUGACAACAAAGUUCGAGCAUCCUUCACCCUUGCCAAUCGACCACUGCAGCGACUCCAGAGACGUCGUGCUGCCCUUCAAGUCAGGGAGCAUUUGCAAUCUUUGGUUCCUUCCUACAUGAUCCCGGCUCAUAUCAUUGCCUUGGAUCAGAUGCCCAUCAAUGCCAAUGGCAAAGUGGACCGAAAGGAACUCGCUCGUCGGGCCCGAAUCAUACCAACACGCCGUCCAGCCGCACCUACACCUGUACCAGUAUUUCCCAUUAGCGACAUUGAAGUCAUACUCUGUGAACAGGCGACCGAAGCAUUUGGAAUGGACGUCAAGAUUUCAGAUCACUUUUUCGAACUUGGUGGCCAUUCCCUCCUAGCUACAAAGCUCAUUGCACGAAUUGGUCAACAUUUCCAUGCCCGUGUCACUGUUAAGGAUGUAUUUGAUCACCCCAUAUUUGCCGACCUGGCCGCUGUCAUCCGUCAAAGGCUAGCUUUGCAGGACCCUAUUGUGCCAGACGGCGGACUAGCCAAGGAUGGGCAGUCCGCAAGGGUAGCACCACGUACCGAGAUUGAAUCCAUCUUGUGCGAAGAGUUUGCGACCGUUCUUGGUAUUCAAGUCGGAAUCACAGACAACUUCUUUGACCUCGGAGGGCACUCACUCAUGGCCACCAAGCUCGCUGCGCGCAUUGGCCAUCGACUUGAUACAACAGUAUCGGUCAAGCAAGUGUUUGAUCACCCAGUCCUCUUUCAUCUUGCGAGCGCCUUGGCUUUGUCUAAAACACAGAGCUAUGAUGUCACCAACGAUUUGCAAAAUGUCGACUAUGCUGCAUUCCAGCUCAUGUCUGUGCCGGAUGUUGAGGAUUUCGUUCAGCGAGAAGUUGUCCCGCAACUCAACUUUAACCAUGGCAAAAUCCAAGACGUAUACCCUGCGUCUCAAAUGCAGAAGGCUUUUGUCUGCGAACCUACCACUGGAUAUCCUAAGCCUCUAGUGCCAUUCUAUGUUGACUUUCCUGCCGAGUCAGAUGCAACUGCCCUCAUCAAAGCUUGCAGAUCUCUCAUUGAGCAGCUUGACAUGUUUAGGACGGUCUUUGUCACGGCGUCAGACAUCCUCUAUCAGGUGGUUUUGGAGCAACUCGACCUAGCCAUCGAAACCAUUGAAACCACGCAGAAUGUCAACAUUGCGACAAGUGACUUCUUGGAUAGAGUUGCAAAAGAGCCAGUUCGCCUGGGUGAACCAUUGAUAAAGGUUGCUAUCCUGAAGCAGACAUCAUCAGUACGAGUGCUACUCCGUCUCUCCCAUGCUCUGUACGAUGGUUUGAGCUUGGAGCGCAUUGUGCGCCAUCUUCACUUCCUUUACAGUGGAAAGCCCCUUCCACCACAGAUCCAAUUCUCGAGGUACAUGCAGUACGUAGAUAGUGUGCGAAAAGAGAGUCACGACUUUUGGCGCGAUGUGAUUCAGGAUGCACAAAUCGCAGACCUGAGCCAGGCAAGUGGUGGCUCUCUUCCAAGUGAGGUUGGGGAGAUCAAGGCACUGAACCUGUCAAAGGUUAUCAGUGUACCCCUCCAAGCUCUUCGAAACAGCAUUAUUACACAAGCAACAGUUUUCAACUAUGCUUGUGCUCUAGUGAUGGCCAAAGAAACUGGACUAAAGGACGUUGUCUUUGGCCGCGUCGUCUCAGGUCGUCAAGGCUUGCCUGUUAGCUGGCAAAAUAUUGUCGGUCCUUGCACGAAUACAGCGCCAGUGCGUGCUCACGUGGAUACUGAAGGUGAUCAACUACAACAGCUGCGCGACAUGCAAGACCAAUAUCUUUUGAGUUUGCCUUUUGAGACUUUGGGUUUUGAUGAGGUCAAGCGUAACUGCACUCAGUGGCCAGAGACUGUGCCGAACUACGCUUGCUGCAUCACUUAUCAUAAUUUUGAAUACCACCCGAAGAGUGAAAUGGAAACGCAGCAGGUAGAGCUAGGAAUAUUGGCCAAGCAUGUCGAGCUCCGCAAGGAGGAGCCGCUGUUUGAUUUGGCAAUGGCGGGCGAAGUAGAACCUGAUGGUGUUCACCUACAGGUUAGCGUCAUUGGCAAGUCGCGUUUGUUCAAGGAAGAGAGAAUCAGAUACUUGCUGGAGGAGGUUUGCAAAACGUUUGAGAAAUUAAAUUUGACGCUUUAAAGCGCCAUGAUAUAGCACAAAACGUUAGAUUGUAUUAUACUAUAGUUAGCAGAAUGCAAAAAUGGGAAAGAUGUUAAAUGUGU